UCCUUCCCUCUCCUAGCUGCCCGCCCGCCCGCCAUGGCGACCGGUAGCGGCGGCGCGAACGCGCUCAACCUCAACGCCGUGAGGGAGACCAUGGAUGUUCUGCUUGAGAUUUCAAGGAUAUUGAAUACUGGCUUGGAUAUGGAAACUCUUUCUAUCUGUGUCCGACUCUGUGAACAAGGAAUAAACCCAGAGGCCUUGUCCUCUGUUAUUAAAGAACUUCGAAAGGCUACAGAAGCAUUAAAGGCUGCUGAAAAUAUGACCAGCUGACUCUUUCAAGAAAAGAUCUUUAAGUGAGAGAAGUACUAAGCCCCAGAAAGGGUUUUGAAGAUUUGCAUGCAUCAGAAAAAGAGAAUGAGACCACUGUUUGCGGCAAUGUAGAACUGUUUCGUUUUUUUAUAUGUAUAAAGAACGAUACAAAGUUUUAAGAAAAGAAUAAGUAUGCAAGAUGGAUUUUUGAGAAUCAUUAAAUGACCCUUUCACAUCUUUUUAAAAUUGGAAAUAGCAUGUUAUACAUGUGCUCCUUAUUUAUGUAUGAAUGCUUUAAUUUUAUAAGCUAUCCGCUUAUCAAAUGCUGCACAUCUGUUGAGCCCAGUAGAAAGUAUUGUGGAACACAUCAAAAUCUGAUCUAGUAGCUAUGAGUCAUUGGCAUUUCCAUUAUAAACUCUAAUUUUGACUGGUUCAUGCAUAAUAACUUGGCAUCUUUACUCUGCAUUGGGCUGAUAAGUUGACAAUUUCAGAUGCAGCUUGUGUGAAUUUUGAUUUAAAUCAGUUGUGUUUGUCUGAAAAGUCAUUUGUUUUUUACAAGGGCUUGGAAAAAGCAUGGUUUAUAGUCUCUUUGCACGCAGGACUGAAAGAAUUAGUUUUAGAACAAUUUCCGUUUAGGUGGCAGUUAAUGGUGUGAAAAUGGAUCACAUGCUUGUAUUGAAAAAUAAAACUUUUGGAAACAGUGUCUUAGACUAUUAAAGGAAAAUCCAGGCAUAUCAUUAGUGUCAUCCUACAUUUCAUAUCCCAUGAGGAUAUUUAUUUUAGUAAUGUUUUGCCUUCUAUAAAUAUAGCCUUGGGGGAAAAAUGGGGUGGGCCAAAAUUCUAAAUCGUUCCAUUUAUUUAGAGGAGAUUGAUUAAAGGAGAGAGGUGGAAUUUUCACAUCAGUGAGAUUAAAUACUAAAAGUGAGGCAAACAUCAAAAAAAUCACUAAUCUGUUCCUUCCUAAAAACAUUUGAGUUCAUGAUUUGCAUCCCCCCAAAAUCAUUUAAUCUUAUCAGUUCAACAUAAAGGCAUUUUGAAAUGUCUAGGCCUGGAAAAAGGAAAAGAAAUAAGCCACACAUCACAAAAAAACUAAUUUGAAUUUAAUAUUAGAAAACUCACUGAAUCCAUUACUUUGAUUUUGGAAAGUCAACAGAAGGUGUUUACAUAUGACACGGAGUGGGAGCUUCUUUGCAUUUCUAGACUGUGAGCCCAUUGUUGGGUAGGGACUCUCUCUGUAUGUUGCCAACUUGUACUUCCCAAGUGCUUAGUGCAGUGCUGUGCACACAGUGCUCAAUAAAUACGAUUGAAUGAAUGAAUGUGUUAGGGUAAACUGAAAUGGUUUUAAAUUGAGUAAGGAAGACCUACUCCCUUCACCCUUGAUUCAUUCAUUCAAUCGUAUUUGUUGAGCGCUUACUGUGUGCAGAGCACUGUACUAAGCACUUGGGAAGUACAAAUCGGCAACAUAUAGGGACGGUCCCUAUCCAACAACGGGUUUUAACUAUGGAUUCUAAUUAUUUUGCCAUUUUUUCUUUCCAAUGCAGUUAGAAUUUGUAUUAAUCUUACUGUAAGCCCUGGAGGCUUAGCACAAAGGGGGCAACCAUAUCUGAGCCCUAUUUCUAAGAUAAUCAUAAGAAACUAAUCGGUGGUACGUUGCCUCUCGGGUCCAUAAGGGACUAUAGCAGUUCCGGGGCCCAAGUACAGUACUCUUUGUUCACUGUAUAAAAUUUAUGUUGCAUUUAAGUGAAGGAUGUUUGUCAUCUAUCCCUUGGACCGUAAAGUAAAAAGGAAUCCAUUACGUUCGCGUUAAAUCAUUAUGCAAUGGGGGAAAGGCUUGGUAUUCAGUUUUAUUUCUAUGACUCUGUCAUAUCUAAGUAAUUUAUAAUGUAGCAGAAGAGUGUUCGCAGUGGGCUUCCUGAAUGAUACAUUUAUGAAAUAUAAACAUAUUUUUAAUGCGAACUUAUAGUAAUCGUUGAAAGUUAAUAUCUGAUGAGGAUAUUUAUUUUAGUGAUGUUUUGCCUAAGAAUAUGAACCACACAUUUGCCGUGAAAUUGCAGACUUGUGUACUUAUCCAUGAAAUAAUAAAAUAUUUCAUUGUCUUUAAA
Tachyglossus aculeatus (Australian echidna) is the source of this 2348-nucleotide messenger RNA. It is a transcript of the gene MZT1, whose product is annotated as mitotic spindle organizing protein 1. The transcript is spliced from 3 exons. The record is from RefSeq and is a predicted model, not a curated record. The coding region runs from base 34 to 267 and encodes 77 amino acids. Gene Ontology annotation, cellular component: spindle; centrosome; gamma-tubulin ring complex. Gene Ontology annotation, biological process: mitotic spindle assembly; microtubule nucleation by interphase microtubule organizing center; gamma-tubulin complex localization. Lineage: Eukaryota; Metazoa; Chordata; Mammalia; Monotremata; Tachyglossidae.